UUGUGUUCCACUAUAAACUCAUUCCGCAUAGCUUCUGAUGAAUACAAAUUAUUCCAGAUGAUAUCUGAUACCUAAAAUAACUAAAAUUUUGUAUUCUACUGACUGAAAUGAGACAAUCUUCAUCGCGACGUGCCUUUAUCUAUGGAAUACCAGCACUAGUUUUGGCAUUUGUCAUACUAUGGAAUGAAAGCUGGUCAUAUUGGUGGUUAUCUAGACAGUGGCCUGAGCAUGAGGAAAACGGAAGAUGUGAUCGGAUACUUAUCGUUGCAGAUCCUCAGUUAAUUGGAUACAAGAAUGAAAAAUUUGGAGAAAUUUCCAGAUGGGACAGUGAUAGAUAUCUUGCAACUGGAUACAGCUAUGCAAAAUGGCGAUUCUUACCAACUACUGUUAUGUUUCUUGGAGACUUAUUUGAUGAAGGGAUCGAGUCAAAUGAUGACGAGUGGUAUGAAACAUAUGAACGAUUUAUUGGAAUUUACCCGAUUGAUCGAGGCGAUAAUGCAAUUUACAUUGCUGGAGAUAAUGACAUCGGCGGAGAGUCGGAACUAAUUUCAGAAUCGCGAAGAAAUCAAUUUUAUAAUUAUUUUCGAAAUAAUGUUUCGGAUUUGAAAGAUAGAUAUUCAAUCAGUGAAACAUAUCUUUUCGAGAAUCCGAUAUUAAAGCAUAUCACAAAAGCUCAAGUUCCAGUUGCAAAAAUAAUGUUGACCCAUGUUCCGUAUCUAGUCGAAGGAUACAAGCACUCGGAUGUGGGGCAAAAAAUGGAUUUAAUACUAUCUGCUCACGAUCACACUACUGGAAUCUAUGAAUAUCAGCGAUCGGCGCCACGAGCCGUUCUAUUCACACGAGUUUCUGACGUUUCACCAACAUACUUCAAAAAUAUAGGGCAAAAUGAACCGCUUAUUGAGUUACAAACGCCUACAUGUUCAUAUCGAAUGGGAGUUUACUCAAUGGGAUACGGAGCCCUUUCAAUUUGUCGUCUGAACGAUGACUACAGGAGUGUUCAAGUUCAAUACUCUGUUCUUUGGCUUCCUUCUCGAUUUGCUCAACUCUUUUUAUACAUAUUCUCACUAAUAUUCUCCGCUUUUUGGAUAAUUUUCCAAAAGCGGUGUCGUACUCGUCGAUAUUCUUGGAUGCUGUGAUAUUUCCUUUGAAUUGUGAUUUUAACUCUUGAUCUCAUUUUGUACACGAGUCUUUGUUUCUUUUUAAAUGAAUAUUUAUUUAAUAUG
This is a messenger RNA of Caenorhabditis elegans, 1223 nucleotides long. RefSeq names its product Calcineurin-like phosphoesterase domain-containing protein (gene ZK792.7). Gene Ontology annotation, cellular component: membrane. Gene Ontology annotation, molecular function: hydrolase activity. NCBI's taxonomy places the organism in Eukaryota, Metazoa, Nematoda, Chromadorea, Rhabditida, Rhabditidae. Gene Ontology annotation, biological process: GPI anchor biosynthetic process. The record is from RefSeq and is marked reviewed.